This is a messenger RNA of Vicia villosa (hairy vetch), 1213 nucleotides long. RefSeq names its product acid phosphatase 1-like. The record is from RefSeq and is a predicted model, not a curated record. NCBI's taxonomy places the organism in Eukaryota, Viridiplantae, Streptophyta, Magnoliopsida, Fabales, Fabaceae. The transcript has 3 exons. Gene Ontology annotation, molecular function: acid phosphatase activity. The coding region runs from base 236 to 1072 and encodes 278 amino acids.
AAGAGAGUUUCCUAAAAAUUUCGAUGAAGUUUCGGUGUGGCCUCCAAAAUUUGAUAUUAAAAGGAUGCUAUGCUCGUCAUAUUCUAUGCCAUCAUCAACCCAUGUAAUAGGCUGAUCGCAGCACAAAGAAAAUCCUAAUGCCAUUACCAACCAACAAGUCUUACUCUUGCACAUUUUUCCAAUCUCUUAUCACUAUAAUAAUAAUAUUCUCCUUUCUUUUCUUUCCAUAACUAAGAUGAUGCUAAAGAUAAAGAGUGUGCAAACCAUAGUGGCAGGGCUAACGUUUUUGUUGGCCUUAUUGACCAACCUACUCUUGAAGCUACAGAGGCAGCACAACCGUAAGGCUCAGAAACUACAGACGAUGAUGAUGAUCAGAUCUGAAUUAGAUUCUUCUUCUUCGUCCGAGGUUGAUGAUGAGAGGUAUGGCCUGAGUUGGAGAUUGGCGGUGGAGACAAAUAAUAAUGUGCGUCCAUGGAAGACAGUGCCAGCUCGUUGCUAUAAACAUGUUGAGAAUUACAUCCUUGAUGGACAAUACGAACUUGACAUGAACAUCAUCGUAGACGAAAUUAUUUUCUAUGCAAAAUCACAGAUCCCUGUUCCCAGUAAUAAAGAUGCUUGGAUAUUAGACGUGGAUGAUACAUGUAUCUCUAAUAUUCCUUAUUACAAAAAUAAGCGAUUCGGAUGCGAGCCGUUUGAUUCAACCAUGUUUAAGGCAUGGAUCAACAAGGGAAUGUGUCCUGCAAAUCCUGUGGUACUAAGACUGUUUAAAACAUUGAUACAAAAAGGUUUCAAGGUGUUCUUACUAACGGGUAGAUACGAAGGAACCCUCGCUAAAAUCACUAUGGACAACUUACAUAGCCAAGGAUUCAUCGGAUACCAACGCCUUAUUUUGAGGAGUGAUGAAUACAAAGGACAGAGUGCAGUGAAAUACAAGUCAUCCAUUAGGAAAGAGAUAGAGAAAGAAGGUUAUAGAAUAUGGGGAAAUGUUGGAGACCAGUGGACUGACUUACAAGGAGACUCUUUGGGGAAUCGUACUUUCAAACUUCCUAAUCCUAUGUAUUGCAUUUCAUGAGACUUCAACAAACCAAAUGGUUUCUUUUGGACAAAUGAUGAGUCUUGCUUAAUUUCACAUACAAAUGUUAUUAUUAUUAUUAUUAUUAUUAUUAUUAUUAUUAUUAUUAUUAUUAGUAUUUAGUAGUAGUAGUUCCUCGUA